AUGGCGGCGACGGGGACGUCGGUGAUCGAUUCCGUGCACGGACGGGCGCGGGCGGUGCGCGUGUUCGCGCCGAGGGACGAAGUGUCGUCGAACGCGGGCGACGCGGGAUGGGGGGACGUCGACGAUGGGUACGAGGCGUACGUCGAUGACGACGGUGACGUCGAUGGAGGGUCUGGGGUCGGGACGGCGUUCGGGUCGUCGGCGCGGACGUACGCGACGUACGACGAAUACGUCCAGAGCGAAGUCGCGAGGCUCGAGUUGUCGCUCAUCGAGACCUCGGGGACGGAACCAGAUUACGAAGCGAUACAGCGAACGCUCGAUGAGAUCGCGCACGAUGUGCAGAGCGAUCUGGAUCGAAUCGCCAGGACGCGGGCGACGGAGAUGACGUACGCGAACGACUUCUCGCAUCCGCCGCGGGGCGGCGGAGGAGGCGGAUACGUCGUCGCCGAACCGUGGCCGCCGGCUGAUUACGGCGCGUACGCGAACGAGGCGUACGUAAUUUACGACGCCGAUGGCUCGAGAGUGAUGUUCGAGCCGCAGGGUGAAGUGGGACGAUUGAUGCAACAGCUCACGUGGGUGACGACGAUUUUUCCGGGCAAUCCAACCGCGUUGGACGACUACAUGCGGUGCUCGACGAUCGUCCGACCGUGCUCGGUGGCGGAGCUCUUGAGACGGUGCACGUACGAGCCUCGAGGGACGUGGUAUCGCGAGCGUAUAUCGCGCAUGAACGCCCCGCUCACGUGGCCGUACUGUCAGCCAGAUCUCGAGGAGGUGUACAAGUAUUGCACCGAGGUCGAGGCGCAGGCUGGGAUUUGCGAUCCGAGAAGGGCUCGAGAGCGCAUGUACCUGUCAAGGACGAUCGCCAUUAACGGUGGCACCGCGCCUUGUUUACGCUGGCGAACGAACAUAUUCGGCACGCGCGAGUGCAUCGAUCGCGGAUGA
This is a messenger RNA of Ostreococcus tauri, 942 nucleotides long. RefSeq names its product unnamed product. Bases 1 to 942 code for a protein of 313 amino acids. Lineage: Eukaryota; Viridiplantae; Chlorophyta; Mamiellophyceae; Mamiellales; Bathycoccaceae. The record is from RefSeq and is a predicted model, not a curated record. The transcript has a single exon.